Entrophospora sp. SA101 is the source of this 261-nucleotide messenger RNA. NCBI's taxonomy places the organism in Eukaryota, Fungi, Glomeromycota, Glomeromycetes, Entrophosporales, Entrophosporaceae. The record is from the annotation of a GenBank genome assembly.
AUGAGCAUUUCUAGUAUUUUAAACAUUACAUCUGAUAGAAAUGACAAUGGAAGUAACACCAACAUAAGUAAUGUUAGUAAUAUUAGUAGUAACGACAAUCUUAGUUAUGGUAAUGGCAACCUUGGCAAUACCGAGAUCUAUAGUAGUGCUAUUGUUGAUAGUAGUGAAAAUAGUAGUAGCAACAAUGAAUUGGUGUUUUCAGAUGAUGAUCCAGAAUAUUUAAUGGAGAUUGAUGCAUUAAUCAGACCAAUAAUCCAUUAA